AUGGAUAAUCCGCAAUUGGACUUUCCAAUCGUUCUUCCAUUUAUGAGGAGAUCUGAACUUACAGUCAACAGAAUUUUGUCAGAAAUAGAGAGGGUGCUGCAGUCAUAUGAACAAUUUGUGCUUGAUGAAACGUUCGGGCUGGAGCUCGUUCAUGUACAUUUACCUACUGGAAGUGGAACUCGAAGCAAACCGUACGUGGACAUAUCAAGGUUGUUAAAAAGUAAAGGUAGUGUCAUUCAAAUUAGAAAUACCGAUGAACUUUGCUGUGCACGCGCCAUAGUGACAGCAAUAGCACGUAUAGAAAAACACCCGCAGUGGGAUAACAUACGCAAAGGGCGUCAUGCGCAAAAACAACUGGCACUUAACUUACAUGACAAGGCUGGAGUACCUUUACAACACUGUGGUAUUGAAGAAGUGAAACAAUUUCAAGAAGUACUUUCCAGUUAUAAGAUCCUUGUUUUGUCGAAGGAACACUUUAACGCCAUUAUCUAUGAAGGACAAGAAGACGGCGUACCUAUUUACUUGUACUAUCACAAUGAACACUUUGAUGUUAUCACGACAGUCGCAGGCUUCCUGAAUAGAAGUUACUUUUGCGUUCAAUGUAAAAAGGGUUACAGUAACAAAGAGCAACAUGCCUGUAACAAUCCUUGCGUUCACUGUCAUCGUAUACACGAGGACGACUCUGCGCACUGGGAAUAUUGUGAUGACUGCAAUAGAUAUUUCAUCAACGAAACGUGUUUCUUAAUGCACAAGCAAAACCAUGAUACUGGAACAUCAACUUGCAGUAUGUAUUACAAAUGUAGAGAUUGCGGACAAGCAAUAAAUAUGCGGAAGCAUAAGAAUCCUCACAUGUGUAAUGAAACAUAUUGUAAAACAUGCAAAGAUUUCGUGGAAGAAGAUCACAAGUGUUUUAUGCAGCCAGUGGAAGAGGAUGAACCUAUGACCACAAGUAAUAAAACAAAGCCAAAGGAUACAAAAUAUAUAUUUUUUGACUUUGAGUGCACACAAGAUCAACAGCUCCAGUGCGAGAAAGGAUAUCUUUCAGGCGCAAACGGGAAGUGUGUUAACUGUAAAAAAGCAACUUGUGGUUCUUUUGAACAUCAGCCGAACUUAUGCGUCGUACAAAGGGUAUGCACUCAGUGCCUGGACAGCAACUUGUCUUUCGAUUCAGAGUGUGAUCAUUGUGGAAAAAAUGAACUGGUUUUCAAAGGAGAGCAGACCACUCAGCAGUUUUGUCAAUGGUUAUUCUCUGAGGAAAAUGUUGGCGCUACCGUAAUCUGUCAUAACUUUAAGGGGUAUGACAGCUAUCCAGUUCUACAAUACUUACAUGAGAAUGCCAUCCUUCCUGAGGUAAUUACCAAUGGGACGAAAUUUAUGUCCAUCAAAGUUCCUGUGUGCAAGAUCCGCUUCAUAGACUCAAUAAACUUCAUUCCGAUGGCUUUAGCGGACAUGCCCAAAGCAUUUGGAAUCACAGAACUGGCAAAGGGUCAUUUCCCACAUCUAUUCAAUCGACAAGAAAAUCAAGCCAAAACCCUGACACAGUUACCAGACAUAAAGUACUACUCCCCAGAUAGUAUGAAAAUAGAAAACCGACUGGAAUUCCUUGCAUGGUAUGACAUUCACAAAAACGACAAGUUUGAUUUUCAAUAUGAACUCUUAAAAUACUGCCGAUCAGACGUGGACAUUCUGAGGAAAUGCUGUUUGAAGUUUCGUGAUUUGUUUCAGGAAAUAACACAAACGAAUGGAGUUCCUGGCAUAGAUCCUUUUGAAAAAUGCCUGACCAUCGCAUCGGCGUGUAAUCUGGUGUUCAGACGAAACUUUCUGGAACACGAAAGUAUUGGUAUUAUUCCAACACACGGGUACAGGCCUGAAGAGAAACAGUCUGUUUUAGCAUACAAAUGGUUGGCUUACUUUGCAUACCAAAAGAAUGUACACAUACAACAUGGUCGAAAUGCUGGUGAGAAGGUCAUAGGCCCUUACAAAGUUGACGGAUACUACGAAACUGAAGAAGGAGAGAAAGUUGUUUUAGAAAUGCAUGGUUGCUUUUGGCACGGUUGCAACCGCUGCUUUACAAAUUACACCAUCAAUCCUGUGAAUGAUAUGACAAUGGGUGACCUGUAUGCCAGAACAUUGGAUAAGCAACGCUAUAUAGAGUCUCUAGGAUAUACGUACGUGUCCAAGUGGGAAUGCGAUUUUAAAAAAGAAAUACAAGAUACCCCUGGCUUGCAAGAAUUUAUAAGAUCUGUAAAUAUAGUGUCCCCACUUGAGCCGCGAGAUGCGUUUUACGGUGGAAGGACAGAAGGAUUCAAAUUGUACGAAGAAGCCUCAAAUGACCAAGAAAUAAACUACUAUGACGUGACAUCGUUGUAUCCAUAUGUUAACAAAACUGGAAAAAUACCUCUAGGACAUCCCGAAAUUUUCACAGAAAAUUUCACAGACAUUACCGAAUACGAGGGUCUAAUCAAGUGUAAAAUUGUACCUCCACGUGGACUCUACCUACCUGUCAUACCUGUAAAGUCGAAUGGAAAACUGCUCUUUAGCCUAUGCAGAUCAUGUGCAGACCAAUACCAGCAGUCGCCAUGUCAGCAUACUGAUAAUGAAAGAGCCUUUCUGGGUACUUGGGUUACAGAUGAGGUCAAACUGGCCCUGUCUCAGGGUUACAAAAUACUGGAAAUCUAUGAAGUUUGGCAUUUUAAUAAGAUAUCACAGUAUGACCAAGACUCCAAAUGUGGCGGUAUAUUCACUGAAUAUGUGAAUACCUUUCUAAAACUCAAACAGGAAGCUAGUGGUUGGCCUGAAUGGUGCAAAACAGAAGAUGACAAGCAGUUAUACAUUCAACGAUUUUAUGACAAAGAAGGUAUAUUUUUAGACUAUAACAGAAUAUACAAAAAUUCAGGCCUUCGAUCCUUGGCUAAGCUGAUGCUGAACUCCUUCUGGGGCAAGUUUGGCCAACGUACAAACCUAGCACAGACGUCUUAUGUAACAGAUACAAAGGAGUUCUUUGACUUUAUGACUAGCGAUCAACAAGAAAUAAAGAACAUACGAUUUGUAAAUGAAGAAACUGUGCAAUUGGACUGGAUAUACAAUGAAGAUUUUAUUGAGGCUUCUUCCCGAACAAACGUUGUUAUAGCUGCAUAUACAACAGCACAGGCCCGGCUUAAACUUUACAGCUAUCUACAGCAUCUUGGAAAACGUGCACUUUAUUGUGACACUGAUUCUAUCAUAUUUUCAACCAGACCAGGGCAGUGGAAACCUCCACUUGGAGAUUAUCUCGGGGAUAUGGCAGACGAGGUUUCGGGAAACAAAAUCACGAAUUUUCUUACUGGUGGACCAAAAAACUAUGCAUAUAAAACAAAACAUUGUGAUAAAAAUGGUUAUACAUCAUUCUGCAAAGUAAAAGGAAUCACUCUUAACUUUAAAAACUCCCUCAAAAUAAAUUACGCUAUGGUGGUGGACAUGAUUAGGGGGUCGUCCACUGGUAAUACAGUCCAGGUUGCAGAUAUGAAAAUAUGCCGGGAUAUCACUAAUACUACACUUGUCACGAGACAAGAAACAAAGGACUAUAGAAUAGUGUUUGACAAAAGAGUAAUCGAUAAGGAUUACCUCACAUAUCCAUAUGGAUACUAA
Messenger RNA from Mercenaria mercenaria, 3627 nucleotides. RefSeq lists its product as uncharacterized. The record is from RefSeq and is a predicted model, not a curated record. The transcript has a single exon. Gene Ontology annotation, biological process: DNA replication. Lineage: Eukaryota; Metazoa; Mollusca; Bivalvia; Venerida; Veneridae. Gene Ontology annotation, molecular function: DNA-directed DNA polymerase activity; nucleotide binding; DNA binding. The coding region runs from base 1 to 3627 and encodes 1208 amino acids.